Messenger RNA from Cryptotermes secundus, 1534 nucleotides. Its product is annotated as tRNA (adenine(37)-N6)-methyltransferase. The record is from RefSeq and is a predicted model, not a curated record. NCBI's taxonomy places the organism in Eukaryota, Metazoa, Arthropoda, Insecta, Blattodea, Kalotermitidae. The transcript has 4 exons. Bases 230 to 1414 code for a protein of 394 amino acids.
UCUAUAAACUAUGACAGAAAUGCGAAAGGAAGUGUUAGGUUUCGUACCUCAGUUUCUAUUUCAAUAAAUUAAGAAAAAUAUUUAAGUAAAUCGGUCAGUUUUGUUAUAGUUUAACCCAUAAAAAGGGCUCGUCCUGAGUGGUCCUCAGCGGUCCUGGGCGUCUUGGGUGUUUUGGGUGACCUGAGCGUUCGAGUGGUGUUACUGAAGUUACUGAAUAACGGGUAUUAAUAUGGCGACAGGAACGUGCAAUGAAAGUGCAGGUGACAUUUCCCACCUUAAAAAACAACUUGCUGUUGCAAGAAAUGAAAUUCACAACCUAAGACAACAGAUCAAGGCUCUUGGCCAUAAUCAUCAGAAGGAGGUGGAACGAAUACAAAAUAUGCUAGAUUCCUGGCAAUGCCGAAGCUGUACCUCUUCUACAGUGCCCACAAGAAUACCUGAAGAUGGAGUUUCUCUGAGGCCAAUUGGGGUGAUAUCUACAUGGUUUCCAGAGAAGAAGGGAGUUCCACGUCAACCAGGCAUCUGUGUAAAUAGCCAGGGCAAACUAGCCCUCUUCAACUCAGUGUUCACAAAUCCAGAACAUGCUCUGGAAGGAUUGGAAGGCUUCUCACACAUGUGGAUUCUGUACCACUUCCACAAGAAUGAUUCUAGUCAUGUGCGUGCUAAGGUGUCACCUCCCCGCCUGAAUGGUGCCCGCACUGGAGUCUUUGGUACUCGCUCCCCUCACAGACCAUCACCCAUUGGCUUGUCCCUAGUGGCUAUUAACAGAGUUGAAGGAUCUUCAGUUUACUUCUGUGGUGUAGAUAUGGUUGAUGGCACCCCAGUGCUUGAUAUUAAGCCAUAUAUUCCACAGUAUGACAACCCACUCCAUUGUAGAUCCUCAAAUUUGAGACUUCUGGAUGGGAGGGAGGCUGAAGAACCAAUGGGGACCUCACCUGGUGAUGCAGUAACAUGCACAGCUCAGCCUGCACGACCUGAAAGUCGAAUUGGAGAGAGAGAGGCUCCAGAUGGAGAAGAGGGUGCCCAACCAUCUGUGGUACCUCCAGUGGGAACGCAGAGUGAGAGAACACAGGUUCGUAUCCCUUCCUGGAUCACACAGCCACCUGUCUGCAAGCUGAAUGUCACAUUUAACGAUCGAGCAAAGGCUCAGCUGGAGAAUAUAGAGAGAGAGACUCAAAAUGGGGAGAAUCUAGAAGCUUCUAUCCGGAGCAUACUGCAAGAAGACCCACGCUCAGUGUACAUGCGUGAGCGGUGGGGCAACCAGUUUUAUACAUUCCUUAUAUGUAACUUGCAUGUGAGCUGUAAGUUUGACGACUCUGCACAUACUGUCGCAGUGUUCCAGGUUAAGUCUGCAGGGAAGCUGUGUGAGUGUGGCCAGCCUGAAUGGCAGUGCAGUGCACAUGGCGAAUCUUAAUUAAUGUAGUUGUUUGCUUGCCUGAUUUUCUGAUAAGAUCUCUUUUAUAAGCUAUAGGUGAAAUCUGCUUGUCUGUAUAUGUCGAAUCCUGUAAAAAUAAACAUUAUAUAUUCUAAGAUA